AUGGCUUUCCGUUACAUCUUUGUGCUUAGUGUUCUGGUCGUCCUGGCCCAAGGAUCGUAUGUGGAUAUAGUCGAGCAUGAAUCCUUGGAAGGAGCUUUUCACUCAGGAGGUGUUUCGGCUGCAGCUUCUUUGGCUGGAGUUCCCCAUGGACGUUCAGCGGUUGCCCAACCUCAGCGUCCCGCGUUGACACAUGGCUUAGCAGGACCUGCUAUCAGUGGAUCUCGGACUCAUGUAGCUGUUGGUGGUGCCCUUAAUCGCCCUGGAGCCGGAUCUCCCAAUCGUCAUGUCGGCGGCUCUUUGAAUCGGCAUACUGGCGCAUCCUACAAUCGUCGUACUGGUGGGAACUCUGUUCGUCUAAAUGGUGCAGGUCAUGGCAACGCUCACCCAAAUCUCGACCGAUCCCAGAAGCCUCAUUAA
Molecule: messenger RNA, 417 nt
Organism: Drosophila bipectinata
Lineage: Eukaryota; Metazoa; Arthropoda; Insecta; Diptera; Drosophilidae
Source: RefSeq, a predicted model, not a curated record